CAAUACUUUACUGUCGUUUCAGUCGUAUCCAAGUUUUUUACUUUCCAUAUUUUCUCAGUACUAAAAGUCUUAAAAUAUCUAUUAUAAUAUGGCCACAGAUCCGAGCCCUGUUCCAGUUUCUGCAUCCGAUAUGGAAAUAGGCGAAAAUAAAUUCAACUUCAUAUGCGAGGGAAUAACUAAGCUGAUCCUGUGGCGCAACUGGAAAAAGUCGAUGCUUGUGUUCGUAAUCCUGCAGGCCUUAACUUAUGAUCUUUUUUCUGAGUCUGCUCUAUUUGUGGUGAGCGUAUGGGCUUUGACUAUCAUGGUCAUAUCGAUGGGGUACCGUUUUUUCGUUCGGUGCCUUCGUCUGAUUAAAAGAACCGACAUGCAGAAACAUAGCUAUCUGAAUUAUCUUGACACAGACUUAAUGUUCUCCGUGGAGCUAUCUAACGAACAAUGUGUCCUGUUUUUAACCAAAACUGUUGGGUUCAUAAAUAAUCUACGGGAUGUAUUAAUACUAAAGAGCUUUUGGGAAUCAUUCAAGUUGUUCGGUGUACUCCUCUUAAUUGUCAUGCUUGGAAAGAGGAUUAACUAUUUUAUUGUUUGCCAAUUGGGGCUGUUUCUGCUAUUUACAAUUCCCAAAUUGUGUGAGAUGAAACAACGUUUUUCCAAAUUUCGAAGACUUUCUAAAUGUAAUAAGCAACAUCAAAUUAGCAAAGUAAACACUUCCGAAACCAAGGAUGCAUUAGACACGAAAUCCUUAAAUGAGUGCGACGAGGAAACUAAAAGCCGAAUCGAAAAGCAGCCGGAGGAAAUGGAGCUCCCACUCGAUUCUGAAACCUCCAAGGAAUCCCAGGAUGCGGUUGAUGAUCUUAAAACCUUUCAAGUAAGGGAAGAAAUAUGCAGUGAUGAUUUCGAGCGACUUGCCGUUUCCUGGUCGGACGAAGAGACAUUGACUGAUCAAACAAAUUAAUAAAAGACGAACUCCUUCAUACAACUUAUUUUUAUAUAUUAAUUUUCAAGCGUUUGGAUAAAUUAAAUUUUUAGGAGCUGGGGCACUGAGCCGAGCUAGAGCAAAAUAAA
Drosophila santomea is the source of this 1062-nucleotide messenger RNA. RefSeq lists its product as uncharacterized. The record is from RefSeq and is a predicted model, not a curated record. Bases 89 to 952 code for a protein of 287 amino acids. The transcript is spliced from 2 exons. Lineage: Eukaryota; Metazoa; Arthropoda; Insecta; Diptera; Drosophilidae.